Molecule: messenger RNA, 1061 nt
Organism: Gongylonema pulchrum
Lineage: Eukaryota; Metazoa; Nematoda; Chromadorea; Rhabditida; Gongylonematidae
Source: the annotation of a GenBank genome assembly
CGGAGCAGAGUAGCAGUAGCUGCAGUGGGUUCCUGGAAGUUAAAGACGAGCAUAGUGGUAGCAAGGAUAAUCUGGAUGAUGGUAUGGCUGAAGCAACGGCAACCGCGAAAACACUUGCUGAUAUUUCAAGUAUGCUUGUGCAGCACGACUCGAACGGCCUUUUUUCUAGUGAUACUUCUGAAAACAGGCCAAGACGUGGUCGUAUUGCGGAGCAUCCGUGCUGGGAUUUGGUGCAGCGAAUCUAUGAGCAUAAUUGUAUGAUAUGCCGGAUAUGCUCACGAGUGAUUAAAUGCAUUAAUACGCGUAAUGCAAUGCAACAUUUUCGCAGUUGUCAUUACCAGGUCGCUGUGGAAUUGGACCAAUCUUGGCAAGUGAAAUUACAGCUUAAAGCGAAUUUCAAUCGUAUUUCCAGCAAACCAUCAUCGUCAUCACCAUCAUUAAUUCAUUUUAAUAUGUGGAAAAAACGUGGUCGUGCAGCGGAACAUCCCAGUUGGCGAUAUUUUUGUCGAAUCAAUCGUCGAAGUUCGAACUGUCGGUUGUGUGGUGCACAUGUGGCUUACGCCUGUUCCGGUAAUCUGAUGAAACAUCUCAAAUCCAGACAUAUCGCCGAAUUUACCAUCACAGAAAGAGAGUGGCGAGAAAUCCUCAAGGUUAGUUCUUGGCAACUUUUUUGUACUAACAUAUGCUGGUCCGGAAUGGCCUCCUGGGGGAGAGCAAGGGGCGUGGGGGGAGGGUUUUUUCUUCUUUUUUUGAUUUUUGUGGAGCUUACCACUUCCCAGCUAAUUUUAAAGUCUUUUGGAGUAGUGUUUGAUGAGUUAACACAAUUGCAGAGAAAGAAAGAGCUCUGUGAAUUGAGACUGAAAGCAAAUGCGAGUGCAUCGGGAUCCGAGGAACAGUCACCGUCCAAUUUCAUGGCAUACGACUGCGCAAUCGACGAAACCGACGAGGGCUUAAUUGGAGCCGAUGGAUUUGAGGAAGAAGAAGAGGAGGACGAAGAUGAUGUUGGUGAGUUCUUGUGUUUUUUUCUAAUGCUAAUAGCAAGGUAUAUGAACAACAGUUGA